This is a messenger RNA of Hyalella azteca, 1851 nucleotides long. RefSeq names its product nucleotide exchange factor SIL1 (gene Sil1). Bases 172 to 1743 code for a protein of 523 amino acids. The transcript is spliced from 8 exons. Lineage: Eukaryota; Metazoa; Arthropoda; Malacostraca; Amphipoda; Hyalellidae. The record is from RefSeq and is a predicted model, not a curated record.
CACACGUCGCUUAGCUUAGGUUUCUCCACGCUACGACAAAGAGAGCGCAACGCCGGCACGCCGCAAGGCCGCAUCCCUUGGACACCACAAAUCUCGAUAUAAAUAAUAUUUUAACACGUCGCUGUCAUUACGUCACUUAAUUUUUUGCAGUAAAUUUCAACAAAUUCCGUCAUGCUCAAAUUCUCAAUAUUUAUCAAUACGUCGAUCUUAGUCAUCUUAUGCCCGAUAAUACUUGUUCUAUGUGGUUUAAUAGAGGCAUCAGAGCGAGGACCAAAGUCUACAGAAACAUUUUCUAGUCUCGCUAUUACUUCUGACAUUGCUAUUGACUUGGAAGAGGAUGAAACUGUGAAAACAGAUUUUUUGCAGAAUAUUAACCCAAAGAAAAUAUUCAUACCUUCUACUGAGUGGAAAGUCAUUGAUGCUGAUCAUGUGGUGCUACCUGGACUUCACUAUCGUAUGAACCUGGAGACUGGGAUGAAAGAAGCAAGACUAAUGGAGGGUGAUGAUGGUUCCAAAUACCUUGCAUCUGCAAAGCAGUGGUUGCAAAAACACAAAGUUUAUCUUAAUAAUAUCAAUGACUUUCAAGCUGAUAAGUUUCUCAGUGAUGUUCAUAAGGAAAACCUUUAUCUUAAAACUGGAAAUGAAAAGGGCAACUUGGAGGAUUUCAUGAAUGAUGUGAGAAAAAUUGAUGAUUCUCAAAGGCUGAAUAGAGAGCAAGAUGAUGGUACCACUGACGAACCAGUUGAGCACAAAGAAACAUCUACCAAAUCAUUUCGGACUUAUGAGGAGUUAAAGGAAGAAUUGGCUGCUCUGAAUCUAAUAAUGGAAAGUGAACAGAACAUUGUUGCCAAGAAAAUUCUUGAUCACUACGGCCUUGAAACUGAUGAUGAAAGAUUGGAGAGUCUUGCAGACCUAGAAUACUUACUUCACAACAUUGACAAUGCCCAAACUUUUAUUGAUCAUGGAGGCUUUUCAAAGGUAACGAUUCCUGCCCUGAAUAGCACGUCGUGGGAGCUACGGCGGGCGGCAUGUCGUCUCCUUUCAGCUUGUGUCCAAAACUUUCCCAAGGGCCAGAUCAGUGCUUAUGAAGCAGGGCUCGUGCAACGCCUCAUAGCAAUGUUGAUUGCUGAUCCUGAAGCGACAGUGCGGAGUGCUGCGUUGUCAAGCGUGAGUUCUCUAGUGCGUCACUUCCCACUGGCACAGCAACAGUUCAUUGCACUCGGUAGCCACGCUGUCAAAGCUACGCUAUUCUCGACCACAGAUGCCUCUGCAGUACUGCGCCGUAAAAUGAUAAACUUACUGAGCGAUUUACUGAUGGAGCGUGCCGAGACCUCGCUAACGGAAGACCGCCUGUCGCAACUCGAGGCUGUGAAGCUCGAGGAGUCGCUUGCUUCCAUGGGCUGGUGCAGUUUAAUUUCUCAGCAACUCGAGCUUCUUAACAACCAGUUGUCAGUUGAAGCUUCAGAGUUAGAGCGCGGCAGCAUAGAGCACAACUUAGACUCAGUACUACACGUGGUUGAGGCUUCACCAAGCGUGUGCAGUGAAGAGCUUCGCAACGCCGUGCCUGCGCUACGAAAACUCGCUGCCCUACAGGACGUCUUCUCGCAACCAACCCACCACAACCUCGAGAACGAAGACCUCGAGGACGAGUCAAACCUCAGAGAUGAUAAUUCUGAGGUGGUUGAUCGCAUCCAGCGUAUCAUUGCUACGCUUGAGCACAAUCGGAGUCGGCAAGAGUUAUGACUGACGUAAAUAUAUGUAUGACGUUGAAAAAUUUAUCUCGUAUGUUUGUAUUUAUUAUUACUUUGCAAUAAUUAUACAUGGAGCUUGUGUUCAAUUUUUUAUUGUAUG